CCUUUCGCAGCAACUAUAAACUUGUACCUGAAAACCACAAGACAAAUCCCAUCUCAUCUACAUAUAAAAUGCCUUCUUACGUCAUUACUGGUGCCAAUCGAGGCCUUGGGUACGCCUUUGUGCAAACCGCCGCCAAAGACCCCCAGAACACCAUCAUUGGACUCGUUCGAAACAAAGUCGAAGCAGAUAAAAAGCUCGUUGCUGAUGGCUACAAGAAUGUCACCUUCCUCCAAGCCGACAUCACAGAUCGACCAGCCCUGCUAGCGGCACGGGAAGAAGCCAAGAAGAUCACUGGAGGUCGCUUGGACUAUCUCAUCAACAACGCAGCUCUUAUUGACAGCGAUGAGGGUAAAAUUCUCAAGGAUUAUGCUGAUGAAGGCGACGCCUUGGAGGAGAAGUUGCUCAGGACCAUCCGCACCAACACCGUCGGAUUGAUCAACACUAUCAACGCCUUCCUCCCUCUCUUACAGUCCGGCUCCAAGGUCUUGUUGAUCAGCACGGGCAUGGCUGACGCCGACUUGGUCAACUAUGGCGGAAUUGCCGAUGCUCCAGUCUACGCCAUUUCCAAGGCCGCUGCCAACAUGGUGAUUUACAAGUACAAUGCCACCUUCAAAUCCCAAGGCGUUCUGUUCUUCGCCGUCUCUCCGGGUGUCGUUGCUACCUGGGAGGAAGGCAAGGAACCACCUGCCAUCGAAAAUCUUCGUGCCACCGCACCCGGCUGGACAGGUCCUCUGACCCCUAUUGAAUCUGCAACCAAGGUUCUUGGGCUCUUGCAUGACUUUUCGCUGGAAAAGGGGAAUGGUGGCGCCUUUGUUUCUCACUAUGGAAACAAGCAAUGGAUGUAGACUGUUCAAGAUUUGAGACUAACUUUGGUCCUGCCUCCCGAC
Exophiala mesophila is the source of this 887-nucleotide messenger RNA. RefSeq lists its product as uncharacterized. The record is from RefSeq and is a predicted model, not a curated record. The transcript has 2 exons. The coding region runs from base 69 to 845 and encodes 258 amino acids. NCBI's taxonomy places the organism in Eukaryota, Fungi, Ascomycota, Eurotiomycetes, Chaetothyriales, Herpotrichiellaceae. Gene Ontology annotation, molecular function: oxidoreductase activity, acting on the CH-OH group of donors, NAD or NADP as acceptor.